Myxozyma melibiosi is the source of this 1978-nucleotide messenger RNA. RefSeq lists its product as uncharacterized. Gene Ontology annotation, molecular function: transcription coregulator activity. The transcript is spliced from 3 exons. The coding region runs from base 54 to 1853 and encodes 599 amino acids. The record is from RefSeq and is a predicted model, not a curated record. Lineage: Eukaryota; Fungi; Ascomycota; Lipomycetes; Lipomycetales; Lipomycetaceae. Gene Ontology annotation, biological process: positive regulation of pseudohyphal growth by positive regulation of transcription from RNA polymerase II promoter; chromatin remodeling. Gene Ontology annotation, cellular component: nuclear chromosome; SWI/SNF complex; nucleus.
CUCCUCCUCAGCCAAAGUCUCCUCUGCGCUUCCUCUUCCCGCAUCCCUCCACAAUGUCGCGUCCACUCGCGGCCCCGUGGCUGACCGACGGGCAGAACGCUGUCAGCUCGACGACGCCGUCUUUCGGCGGUGCCUUCAGCAAUGCUACUCCUCCGUUCCAGCCUCAGCAGCAGCAGCAGCAGCCACAACAGCAACAACAACAGCAGCAGCAGGAACUCCAGCAAGAACUGCAUCAUCAGCAGGAACUCCAGCUCCAACCGGACAUCACUCGCCAGGACUCCGCCAACCUGCUCGCAAACAACCCCGACGACCAGCAGCUGCCCUCACAAACACCCUCACAGCAGACACAACACCAACCACCCCCACCAGACUCACAACUCCCCUCCCAAGAACCACAACCCCAACAGUCCGACCAGCGACCCACCAAGCGCACAAAAACCACACAAGAACUGGCCUACGAGCAAUACGUCACCAGAGAUGCCCUCCAGGCCGCAGCAUUCAAAGAUCACACCGACAGACACAUCGCGUUCCUGCGCCAGAAGCGCCAGGAGAUUGAGUACUACGAAUCCCUUCGACCCAUCCGCCAGACCAACCCCGGCGCCGUCUUUGGCCAGGGAUACCUCGGUUUCGGCAAUGGCAUCACUUCCUCAAAGCCCGGAAUCAUCGGUCCCCGCGAUCGACGGAGACUAGGCAGGAUCUCCCGCGAAUUGCGAAUAUCCCGCGAGGAAAUGCACCGCCAGUCCCAGGCAGACGAAAUGCUCGUCCCCGUCCGUCUCGACAUGGAAUUCGACAAAGCGCGUCUGCGCGACACAUUCACCUGGAAUAUGCACGAGCGCGCAAUCCCACUCGACAUCUUUUCCGAAAACCUCUGCGAAGACUACAAUUUCCCUCUCCACCACGUGCCCCAGAUCGUCCGCGCCAUCUCCGAGCAGAUUAGCGACUUCCAGCCUCACAUCUUUGACCCCUCCGUCGCGAAAACAGUGGACCCCUCACUACCCUACACGGCCUACAAAGACGACGACAUGCGCGUCAUGAUCAAACUCGACAUCACCGUCGGCCAGCACAAUCUAGUCGACCAGUUUGAAGCUCUCGCUCCCCCCGAGUUUCUCACCGCCAUCUCCCACGCCAUCCGCGAGCAAACCCAGCUCUUUACGAAAUCACUCUUGCUGGUCGGCCAUCCAUUUGACGGCCGCCCGGUCGAAGACGACGAGAUCAGACGCGAACUGUGCCCGUCCAUCACGGACCUCGUGCGGCCCAAGCACCAGCUCCGCGACUACACGCCCGUGCUCUACGAGCUCACCGAGGCCGAGCUCGGCAAGGCCGACAAAGACAGCGAACGCGAAAAUAGAUGGAAGCGAAGACAAGGACGGGCUGUCGGUCGCCGCGGCGGCAUCGUGCUUCCCGACCUGCGCGAGCCCAUGCGCACUUUCCGAACCCCGCUCAUCAGCUCCGUCCUGCCCUGCGCAAUCAAGCAGCCUACCCCUCCAUCCCCGCAACUCGACACCUCCGACGAAGGCGAAUUCCACUACGGCUCCUCCACCCGCCGCACCCGCCACGCGGCACCGCACUUCCCCCACGCACAGCCCGCGCACCAUCCCCCGCCCGCACCAGCACCAGUACAGCACCACGCGCACCACGCCGCCGCCCGACACCACAACCCACACAACUCGCCCGCGCAGCCGAUUCCUGCGCCGUUACCGCCACAAGUUAGUGAAGCGAUCGCGUCGUCGGCGUCGGCGUCGGCGGCACCGAGUCCUUCGUUGCGGUCGGAUGGCGAGUUGUCGCUGAUUGUAAAGUUGCGGGGACGCAAGAUAAAACAGUGGAUGAUUGCAAACGCAGGCCGGUUCAAGUAGAGAGCUUCAUGCGUUUAUUUUUUGUGUAUUACUAUUUCUUGUAUUUUUUCUUUCCUUCUUUCGUCGUUGAAGUUUCUGUACGUUACCAUAAUCUUGAAUAAGUUGAUCUAAUAACCAAACUUACA